GAUUUACUUGUAAGUAAUGAUGGAAGAAAUUAAUCAAAGAUGAGAGAGGAUACCUUUUAAAAUGAAAAAAGAAAAUACUCUUUACCCUUAGUUUCAUAAUGCAUGCUAGUUAGGCUUGCUUUCUUUCUUUUUUCACAUUUGUACUUUGUAGUCUUCAGGUGCAGGAACUGAAUGUGUGAUGAGAUGUGGGGAGGUGCAAAUGGAAGCACUCUUCUUAGAGAAACAACAAGAAUGAGAAGUUAACUAUGACGAACAAUACAGAAAAUGCUCAAGGAAUGCUGGGGAAAGUUCCAGUAAAGAUGGUGGCCGAAGAGGAAAUAUCUUUUCUAGUGUCCCCAGGGAAAUAUUAUUCCCUUUUGUUUCCUUGAGUUUCUGUCCAGUUCCACCUUUUUCAUAAAAUGAAAAUCAAACCCAUUUUUUGCCUAGGAAACAUGUUUCCUGCUUUGUAGAUGGUUUCCUGCAACUAAGGUGCAGCGUCACUUCAUUCCUCUUUAAACUUUUAAGGACCAAACUUUUGAUCAGGAGAUACCAAUGUUGGCUUUCUUCAUGCCCAUUUAAAGGAUGGAGCUGCUAUCAUGUUUCACUUUUGGGGUUGCGUAACUUAUGAUUGGGAUCAUGACCCACAAUUCAAAUUUAUGAGUGCUGCACAAUGAUUCACCCAGUAAUCAGGAAUGCUUUCACACACUUCUAUGUUUUAUAAUAUAUUGGACUUACAAAAUCCGAGGUGGGCCCCAAAUUUAUCAUCCAAUUUUCUUGAGGACAUAUUAAGAAAGUGUUUGGCUUAUUACAAUCUGGACUUGCAUAGGUACAGUGAUUCAUGCCAUUUCAGUCUUUUUUCAUGGCGGAUCUUCUGCUUGGUGAUGCAAAGGACUCCCUACAUGUGGGGCGUUGGUUUAGUGAUCCAAACCGUUAAUCUGAUGGAUUCCUGUGUGGGUGGGAAAUGUACUUAUAAGCUCUGAUAUCAGAUGAUCAUAACCCGUAGUUGCCAUGGAUUUCUUUUUUUUUUUCUUGUUUGUUUGUUUUUUUUUUUUUUUUCACUAUGGAUGAUAUUGACUUCAUGGAAAUGUAGAAAGGAAAAAUUCUGGAAAAUACAUGCAGUUCUAGGGCAUGGUCCAUGCAUGACAAAAGCCCAUAGAACCUAUGGUUUGUUUUGUUUUUAGACUCUAGUCAUUUUGAUGAUUUGAUAUGCUUUAUUUAGAUCCUCAAGGAUCCCAAACAGAUCUACCUCCUAAUCCAAUGAGUUCUUUUCCAAUGGCCCUUUUUUUUUAUAAUGAUUUUCUAGAGGGAUACUUGUGUCACAGCAGAAAUGGUUAUAUUUGAAGCUGCAAGAGAAAUAACGGAGCUGAGUGGAGCGACCAAUCUGUCACUGUUAGUAUUGGGUAGUAUAGAUGCUGAAUAUUUCUUUGAUUUCUUUGUUUUUUCAAUAGUACUACUGAUGUGUGUUCUGAAGUAACCACAGUUUUCAAAUAUGAUACCUGGAUCCAAAGAAAAUGGGAUUCAAACCUGAAUUCCUUAAUCAUGUUUGGAACUGGGUAUGCUGUUUGGAACUAAUUGUUGUUUGGAAGACCAUAUGGUUAUUUCAAACGCAUGUUUUGCUGCAUUUAAGUAGUAGUUAGAAAUUUGUUACUUUAUAGUUAUUAAUCACUUAAAGUGAAAGAAGCUUUGCUUCAAACUGGUCAAUCUGUAAUUGUCAAUUAAUCUUGAUUGAAGGAACUGAUUGAUUAAUAUUUGCAGCUGAGCAUAUUUCUCUUAUUGGUAAAUUGGACAAAGCACAAAACAGUUUUCUGCAUAUAGUUUCUUGUUUCUACUCUUCACUGUAUGUGGUCUUAAUCUGUUGUCAAUGACAUUCAAGAACUUGAAGUAGGAUUCAAGCUUGAGCUUGGUUCUUUGAAGUAUUUCAAUAGUUUGUCACGUGGACGUGAAAUAGCUCCUUGCCAGUACAAUACAUAAGUGCCCAAUUUUGGAGUUCAGAACAAUACAUAUUAAUUUUCUUUGUUAAACAAUCUUUAGAAUCUUUUUAUGGAAAUCUGUACCCAUGCAUUGUUGGGGAAACUGAAAAAACUUUGUAUUCUAUGAUUGCAUUGAAAAGCACAGUGGAAAGGAAAUGGCUUGUUCUACACUAGGGUUUCCUCUGCUAGAAUACUUGCAUUCUAAAGGAGUGGAGAGUAGAGGAAGUAUCGAUGCCAAGCCCUUCACAUUUGUGGAUUGACGGAUGCUCUGAUCUGAAGAUGCUUACAGAAGGAUGACAAGAAAUUGGAUUUGUGGAGCAUGCAUCUAGAAUUCGAAGCCAUGUUUCGAGAAGAUGAAGGACAGAUUGGCAUAAGAUUCAACUUAUAUUCUUCAGUGACCUAUGCGAUUAUUAAGAUGUGGUGGCGUUGAAUUCAUCACUUGCAUUUCCUCUACCUGUGGACCUUUCAGAAGAACAGAUCAACUUCCUUUCUAAUAGCAAGGACCACAAUGCACAGGAAAAGGCACAACCAAUCCUCCCAGUCUUAUUCUGCGAAAAAGAUCAGAUCUAGAGCUACCUGCGGACAUGGUCAUCACCGGUGAAGAGAAUAGAAGAAAUCUGAGGAGGCACUUGAAGUGAGAAAAUGCAGUUGAUAGUUUCAGGGCCGGAAAGAUGUGGGUUUUAAUUGCCACAGAUGUUAUUGCUCAGGGUAUGGACUUUAAGGGCAUCAACUGCGUAAUAAAUUACGAUUUCCCUGAAUCAACAGCAGCUUAUAUUCACCGGAUUGCUCUUGCUGACAAGAAUGUUUUAACGGGUGCUCCACUUCCAAGAGGUCAGGUGCUUGCUAAAAAGGUGGUUGAACCCAAUGGUGAUCACAUAGAGGAUAAACCACACAACAUCCACUUUCUGCAAGAAGUUCUGCAACACCAAAGGUCAGAUCACUUAGAAUGGGAUGGUGUGAGUGAAGGUGAGUUCAAUCAAAAUUUGCUUUAUGAGUUGGAUGCCAUUAGGAAGGAUUUAGCUACCUUGGAGCAGCAACCAAGCUGCACAUUGUCCCUAGAAACAUCCCUUUCAAAGCAGAAUGUAUAUUCUGUAAAAUCAAGAGGGUGGUUUGGUCUUCGAUGAUGUAGUAGUUUAUAUGUGGCAGAGUAUUGCUACUAACGGUGAAACCAGGUAGAAAUUUGUCAACUGUAAGAUCUCAUGCCCCUUUUUAUAUUUCUUUUUUGAAGUAAGUCACAUCAUUGAGUGGGCCCCUCCUUUCAUUGACUUGUACGAGAAGGAACACAUUUUUAUUGGGCCAUUGAAAGUCAUAGGAUAUGUUAUCCAAAUCAUAGAAAAUUGUUGAAAUUUAAUUAAUUUAUUUUUAUUAUUUUGUCUUGCAGGUUGCAGGUAGAGACAAAUAAUGACUAGAUGGAGGGAUUUUUUUUUUAUAUGUAUUCAGAACAUUUUCAACAUAUUAGUGUAAAAUUAUACAAUUUUCAUUGUAAUGUAAUACAAUUUAUUUAGUAUUCAUUUUUAAUUGUGUUGUGCAACAUAUUUUAG
Magnolia sinica is the source of this 3490-nucleotide messenger RNA. RefSeq lists its product as uncharacterized. The record is from RefSeq and is a predicted model, not a curated record. The coding region runs from base 2621 to 3073 and encodes 150 amino acids. Lineage: Eukaryota; Viridiplantae; Streptophyta; Magnoliopsida; Magnoliales; Magnoliaceae. Gene Ontology annotation, cellular component: 90S preribosome. The transcript has 9 exons. Gene Ontology annotation, biological process: maturation of SSU-rRNA.